Eruca vesicaria subsp. sativa (arugula) is the source of this 1122-nucleotide messenger RNA. The record is from the annotation of a GenBank genome assembly. Lineage: Eukaryota; Viridiplantae; Streptophyta; Magnoliopsida; Brassicales; Brassicaceae.
AUGGACCUCCGAAAAUCAGUAGGGAAGCAAAACGAGCUCGCUCUUAGAGUGGCUAAUCACGUGAUCACCACCACCGACGCGAAAACCUCCAACCUCGUGUUUUCGCCGGCGUCAAUAAAUGUCGUACUCAGCUUCCUCGCUGCCAAGUCUGGCGGAUCCACUGCAGAUCAUAUUCUCUCUUUACUACAGGCUUCUUCUACCAAAGAGCUUAAUGCCGUGUCGGCCAAGAUAGUAACAGACAUCCUCGCCGACAGAACCGCAAGUGGCGGUCCAACGAUCUCGACAGCUAACGGCGUCUGGAUCGACAAGACUCUCUCUGUUGAGACUUCUUUUAAAGAUCUCAUAGAGAAUUCGUAUAAGGCUGCUUUUAACCUAGUUGAUUUUCGCACUAAGGCUGAUGAAGUGGCUGAAGAAGUGAAUGAAUGGGUUAAGAAUCAGACAAGAGGACUCAUCACUGACCUCAUAAGAUCUGUUUCUCCUAUGACUGAUCUCAUAUUUGCUAAUGCACUCUUCUUCCAUGGAAGAUGGGAUGAAGAAUUUAAACCAUCGUUCACUAAAGAUUCAGAUUUUCACCGUCUUGAUGGAACUAAACUACGUGUUCCCUUUAUGUCCGCAUACUUCUCUUGCAAACACCGUCUUGAACUCUACCAAGGUUUCAAAGUCCUUCAGUUACCAUACAAGGGAGGAAGCAACGACGAUCGUUGUUUCUCGAUGCUAAUCUGUCUGCCUGAUGAAAAAAAUGGGUUGCAUGCAAUGAUGGAGAGGCUAGCUUCUUGUCGUGGCUUCUUGAAUGGUGAUGGAGACAUUCGUGGGGAAUGUGUAGAUGUUGGAGAAGUUAAGAUUCCAAAGUUUAAGUUUGGUUUUGAUCUUGAUGUCUCGGAAGCUCUCAAGGGUUUGGGAUUGGAGACGCCCUUGGAGAAGAUUGCCCACAAGGCUUUCAUUGAGGUCGAUGAAGUGGGAACGAAAGCUGCCGCUGCUACUGCUAUGUCUUGUUUUGGCGGUCCUAUGCUCCGGAAAUACUAUGACUUCGUGGCUGAUCAUCCGUUUCUCUUCAUUGUCAAGGAAUACAGAAGCGGCUUGGUUAUGUUCCUCGGUCAAGUUCUUGAUCCUUCUAUGCAUUAA